Messenger RNA from Terrapene triunguis (Three-toed box turtle), 2737 nucleotides. Its product is annotated as transcription regulator protein BACH1. The coding region runs from base 157 to 2460 and encodes 767 amino acids. Gene Ontology annotation, molecular function: RNA polymerase II cis-regulatory region sequence-specific DNA binding; DNA-binding transcription factor activity, RNA polymerase II-specific; protein binding. Lineage: Eukaryota; Metazoa; Chordata; Testudines; Emydidae. The transcript is spliced from 6 exons. Gene Ontology annotation, biological process: regulation of transcription by RNA polymerase II. The record is from RefSeq and is a predicted model, not a curated record.
GCUUGCGGGGCCGGCGACAGACGAGCCGGGGGGUGCUGGGCUCCAGCUUCCAGAGCCUUACCACUGCAUGGGAAUCGCGGCUUUCAUUUUUUGAAAAGGUUUGAAGAAUAGAAGAAUGCUUUCCACUGAGAAUAGCCCUAAUACUUCUGAUACACAAUGCCUUUAAGCGAGAAGAAUAGUGUGGUUUUUGCAUACGAGUCUUCGGUACACAGUACCAAUGUUCUACUUAGUCUCAAUGAUCAGAGAAAGCAAGAUCUUCUUUGUGAUGUUACUAUUCUAGUGGAAGAUCAACGAUUUCGGGCUCAUCGGUCUGUGCUUGCAGCUUGUAGCAGCUAUUUUCUUUCAAGAAUUGUGGGACAGUUGAAUGCUGAUCUUCUCAUCACUUUACCGGAAGAGGUGACACUUAAAGGAUUUGCUCCUUUGCUUCAGUUUGCAUAUACUGCCAAACUUAUUUUAAAUAAAGACAAUGUGUCCGAAGUUUGCAAGUGUGCAAAGUUUUUGGGAGUACAUGAUAUUGAGGAAUCUUGCUUUCAGUUUCUCAAAUUCAAGUUUUUGGACUGUAAAGCAGACCAGCAGGAAUGCCCUAGAAAGAAAUGUUGUACCUCACGUUGUGAGAAAGCAAACGUUAACAUUGCCCUUGUGGAUGAUGGGGACCUAGAAAUAGAUGACGAAGUGGCGGAAUUGUUGGAAACGGAAUACACUGCAACUCCUAAUUCAAAGCUCAGCAAAGGUGAAGAAAAUGCAAAAGUAUCUCCUCAUCUCCAAGAUAAUACCAAUCAAACAUGCAAUCCUGCAUGUUUAGAAAAAGAUAAUGUUUCUGGCUUGUUUGCCCUAUGCCCAAAAUAUAGGAAGUUCCAGAAAGCUUUUGGGAGUGACAAAGUUCAUACUGGAACCAAUCUCUGCAGUAUUAAAGAUGAUCAGGUAACAUCAGCUACAUCCAUUCAUCAGAGUGAAUCACUUAAUGAUGCCAUACAAAAAGCUCAGGAGUGCACAGCUGUGCAGCUGGUCUCACAAUGUGAAGAGACUCAGGUAGAAAUGGAAGAGGGGGAGAAAGAGGUGGAGAAAGAAGAGGAAUUGAAGAGAGAGUCUGUGUCUCAGAGUAUCUCAUGUCCUAUGGAGAAAACAGAUGCCGCUUCUCUUCCCCAAAACUCUUCUGUUGCACCUCAUGAACUUUAUUCUGCGCCUUUUCUAGGCCCAUAUGAGCAAUACAGCAACUUGAAUUUAAUUAGUAUGCAAAACACGGUUGUAGCUGAAAAAACUGUGACAAGUACUGUCGUUAGGAAUGAUAAACCAAUCAGUGAAAAUCAAGAUGAUUCGCUUUUGAAGUCUGAUUUGUGUGCUAGAGAAGACAUAAGCAUUACAUCAACUAGUGACCGAAGCAGUGUGGAGAGAGAGGUAGCUGAACACCUAGCAAAAGGUUUCUGGAGUGACAUUUACAAUACAGAGACUGCUUGUCAAAUGCGUUUGUCACCUGCAACAGCAAAAGAAUGCUCAGAACCAAUAUAUUCAGGAAAAAAAUCAGAGUGCCCAUGGUUAGGUAUCAGUCUCAAUGAGAGCCCUGAACCUUGUUCUCAAAGAACUUUUACAACUCUGAACUCUGUCAACUGCCCAUUUAUAAGUAACCUUGGUACUGAAGUAUGCUCAAACAGCCCAGAGAUAAAUAGUGGAGAUUAUAUCCAGGAACCACAACAAGAACAAUGUCCAUAUACUUGUGUGAUAAGUUUGGGAGAAGACUCUGAAACUGACACUGAGGGAGACAGUGAGUCCUGUUCAGCAAGAGAACAGGAAUGUGAGGUAAAACUGCCAUUUAAUUCACAAAGGAUCACUUCACUUUCUAGAAAUGACUUUCAGUCAUUUCUGAAAAUGCACAAAUUGACUCCUGAACAGCUGGAUUGUAUCCAUGAUAUCCGAAGGCGAAGUAAAAAUAGAAUUGCCGCACAGCGCUGUCGUAAGAGAAAACUUGACUGCAUACAGAAUCUUGAAUCUGAAAUCGAAAAACUGCAAAAUGAAAAAGCGAACUUGCUAAAGGAGCGAGAUCACAUUUUGUCAACGUUGGGAGAGACAAAGCAGAAUCUGACUGGACUUUGCCAGCAAGUAUGUAAGGAAGCAGCAUUGAGUCCUGAGCAAAUACAGAUACUUGCAAAGUAUUCCACCUUGGAUUGUCCACUUUCACUUUUAAUUUCUGAAAGAGAACGAACGGCUCCUGACAGCAAGCCUGUGAUCCCAUUGUGUAUAGAAUUACCAAGUGGGCUUUCGGGUGCUGUAUCGGCCAGUGAACAGAGUUCUUGCUAUCCAUGUGUAAGAGGCACAUCUGAUACCGCUUAUAAUGAAGUGCAGGAACUAUGUCCAGUUUCUAUGAAAACAUCGGAGAAAACUUUACUUGUGGAACACUGUGGACAGGGUGGUGGCAUCACAGAUUUCUGUCAGCAGAUGACUGACAAAUGCACUACAGAUGAAUAAAUCUGUUUUGUGAUUGCCAACCUCAACCUUAUGAGAUUUAAAGUAAGGGUUUCAGCAUUAUUAUAAAAUGCCUUAAGUGAAGGGAAGGCAAAACUUUAUAUUUUGCAAGUGCAUUAACUAGUAUCUGUCCCUCUACAUUACUCAGCAGACCUUUGGGUUUGUUUUAUGUAAUUUUGGGGCAUAAUUUUUUACGUCACUCUUAAGAAAUGUGUCAUCUCUAAAAGCUUGUAUGAGAGCUCAGCCCUUUAGUGCAAACAAAUGGGAUUACUUCUAGUUG